AUGUCAAGCGCUAGGGGUCAAUACCGCCGUGCCUCUCUCGAGGACGACGAUCUAAUUGAUCCGGAUGAUGCGGAUCUCAACGACUUCGACGACCCUCUGGCUCCAGAGUCAUCUAGGCAGCCUUUAACAAACACCAUUACAUCUGGAGGUUCGGCAUCGGGACGGCUGGACGAGGGCUAUCUCACUUCUCGCAUUCCUGGAGAUGAUCGGAGAGCGCCUCAGAACACCAUCGAUGAAACCGUGUGGGAGACACUGCGGCGUGAUCUGCUAGCUGUGUGGGCCAAGCUCAAGGAGGUCUUAUACCCGCGAUACCUUUUUGGCGGCACUAUGUUCGACUCAGAGGGCGGUUUUCGUGGUGCAUAUUCCAACAUACGCGGCGCUGGCUUGACUGGCACAAGAGAAGAGCUCACUGGACUGGCCAGUCGGGUCAUGGAUGCCGAGGCUCUAUUGCAGAGCAACAUGAGCCCAGGCCUCAGAGACUGGGAUCUAUGGGGCCCAUUGAUCUUCUGCUUGCUACUCAGCUUAUUGCUUAGCUUUACGGCGCGAUCCGACCAGAGAGACGCUGUUUUUAGCGGCGUUUUCGCAACCAUAUGGCUUGGCGAGGCGAUUGUGACUCUUCAGAUCAAACUUUUGGGAGGCAAUAUCUCUUUUGCCCAGAGUAUUUGCAUUAUUGGGUACACGUUGUUUCCUCUGGUAAUUGCUGCCCUCUUGUCAGCUCUGAAGCUUCAUUGGAUUGCGCGGAUACCGGUCUAUGUCGUUCUUAUCGCGUGGUCCAUCGCUGCUGGCGUCAGCAUUCUUGGCGGUAGCGGGGUGGUCAAGAACCGGGUGGCCAUUGCUGUCUAUCCCCUCUUUGUGUUUUAUCUAGGGCUGGGGUGUCUAUGCUUCAUUAGCUAA
Messenger RNA from Trichoderma gamsii, 894 nucleotides. RefSeq lists its product as hypothetical. The transcript has 3 exons. Gene Ontology annotation, cellular component: trans-Golgi network; membrane. Lineage: Eukaryota; Fungi; Ascomycota; Sordariomycetes; Hypocreales; Hypocreaceae. Bases 1 to 894 code for a protein of 297 amino acids. Gene Ontology annotation, biological process: endoplasmic reticulum to Golgi vesicle-mediated transport. The record is from RefSeq and is a predicted model, not a curated record.